Molecule: messenger RNA, 2352 nt
Organism: Boeremia exigua
Lineage: Eukaryota; Fungi; Ascomycota; Dothideomycetes; Pleosporales; Didymellaceae
Exons: 3
Coding region: 166-2163 (665 amino acids)
Source: RefSeq, a predicted model, not a curated record
GGAGUCAGCCCUGCCAUGAAUCACCCACCUUGUGCGAGGUCCGCAAGCAUGCUUGAUUGAAGGCCUCUACGCCCGCUGCCUUUUGUGUUGCUUGCAGUCUCUCUUUCCCACUCAGCAGCCACACCUGCCAACAUCUUUCUCUAGCGCAGAUCGUCACUCCACAAAAUGGCUGAAGUCGAGCCACAGAGCAUCAAGUCGCGCAUUGCGGCCCUUAACCUGGAAAAGGUACACGCGCCAACCCCUGGAGCGCGACCGACAUACAGUUACGAUGCGGUCACCGUUGCAAAGAAGAAAGCCCCUCCACCCCCACCAGCAAAUCGGCCCCCUCAGCUGCGCGCCCAGACGUCGAACAACCCUCCACUUCUCGACAGCGCGUCUGCCUCUAGGCAUUACAUUGGCAACCAGCCCGACGCAGAGAAGGCCCCUCCACGGGUUUCACCUGCACUCCCACCGCGCCCACCGCCUCGGACCACCAGCCAAAAGUCGCCAGCUUUACCACCACGCAAGUCCUCCGACCGCAGUGUGACCCGGCGCGAGUCCUCUGAGUCCAUAUCCACAAUCGCCUCUGGCGUUUCAACGUUAUCACUGGGUUCGGUCAAGACAAAUGGCAGUAAUGGUAGCACAUUGUACCAGGUUCGCGCGCCUGCGUACGACCCUUCAAAGCUGCCCCCUUUGCCACCAAAGAAGCAGGAGGAGCAGAAGAGUGCGACACGAGAGGCCAUGACCUCAAAGCGUAGAGUUGUUUCCAGUCGAGAGUUGCCGCCUCAGAUCAAGCCAUCGCCUCCGUCAUUGCCCUCGAGACCGUCGCUGCCACCCAGACAAUCUACGAAUGCGUCCGAACGCUCGCCUGAGAGGCCAGUACCAGCACUGCCCGGCCGACCUGCAGUGGUGAACCAAACAAAGAGGGCCAUCGUACCGCCACCACAACGCUCUGCUCUUGCGCUUGGAUUCAACAACAAGGCUACAGUCGAACCGCCCCCCCUACCUUCGAGUCGACCUGCGCCACGUCCAGAUGCAGGAGUGCCGCCCCCUGUCCCGAUGUCUUCCAGGCCCAAUUUAGAUGCGAUCAUGGCAUCAAAACCAAAAGCUGGGGCGGUCGCUCAGUGUCUUAUCUGUCGCGACUUUUCGGGUCCUGACAGCCAUGCUGCUAAGUUUCCUCGACAACAGCUACCCUCAUCGAAUGUCGGCUACCUCGCUGAUCAGCUUUGUGGCCCGUUCUCGUCAGCCACUGACAAAGCGAGAGCGAUCUUCACAUGGUUGCAUCAUAAUGUCGAUUACGAUACCCAAAGCUUCUUUGCUGGAAACAUACAGCCGUCGACGCCUGAAGGAACGAUCACAAAUGGUCUUGCAGUAUGCGAAGGUUACGCUAGCCUGUUCGCAGCUCUUGCGCUCAAGGCUGGCCUCGAGUGUCUUGUGAUCUCGGGCGCGAGUAAAGGCUUUGGGCACGCCCCAAUGGGCCCUAACGAUCCUGUACCACCUUACCAAAUGACGCAUGCCUGGAAUGCUUGUCGAAUCGAUAAUGGUGUGUGGAAGCUGAUUGAUCCAUGCUGGGGUGCUGGCCACAUUGGUUGCCAGCUCAAGAAUGAAGGCUACAAGCGAGCCUUCAGCCCUCAGGAGUUCGCAUCAUCCAACAUUGAAUUCGGCAUGAGACACUUCCCUGGAGACAGCUCUCAGCAAUUUCGUGAAGACGGACGCAUUUUGUCGUACGAGGAGUUUAUGAGAGACGAUGCGGGUGGCAGAGUGCACGUUUAUGGAGGCGCACAGACUGACCAUGGUCUUGGAGAGCGCACCUUCGAGCCGGCACUGCUCAACAUCAAAGUCCGUGACCCGAAUGGACCUCCCGUCGUCCGCUUCCAAUUUGCUUCCGUCUGCGAGCACUGGGAUAAUGCUCGACACGGAAAGGGCGCGCCUUACGUUAUGCUGCUUUCCAUCGGCGGAGUCGACGGCCGGAAAGAUGAACAUCGGCCCUUCAACACCAAUGGCCAGGUCUGGUGGCUCGAUGUUCCCCGCGCUGAACUGGGCUGCGCCGGUCAGAAGGUCAGCGUAUGUGCAGUGACAGAGUUCUGUAAGAAGGACGCGAGAGGCUUGACUUACGAGCAGUGGAAAAACAAAACAGCUUACAGCUGCCAGUUCGGUGGCAUCUGUAUGUGGCAGUUGGUCUGAUGGAGCACUCGAGGCAUAUAGUGCUGAUGAUUCGAAUACCCUGAGUUUAACAUAGUUUGACAUAGAUAAUCAUAAUGAAUGUGUGGCCACAGAUCGCUCAAAAUCGUUAGCUAUAUACACCGUCACGCGUAGAGCGAGAUGUGUGAGUCUCGAGCGAAUCACGUGAUCGGCGCAGGUGUAGUGAUUUAA